Leptosomus discolor (cuckoo roller) is the source of this 1693-nucleotide messenger RNA. The record is from RefSeq and is a predicted model, not a curated record. NCBI's taxonomy places the organism in Eukaryota, Metazoa, Chordata, Aves, Leptosomiformes, Leptosomidae.
UAUACGUCCCCAAAGAAGAAACUGACUCCAGUGCAAAAAUGUGUCAGUCCAUUAGUUUGGUGCAGGCAGGUAUUGGAUUACCCAAGUCCUGACGUUGAAUGUGCUAAAAAGUCACUGAUCCACAGGCUGGAACAGACGAUGUCAGCUCUCAAGAGACAGAGUUUGUACAGCAGCCCUUUCAGUGCAGUCAGUUAUGCGAGCUCCUAUAGUCCAAAUACUAGUAGCCCCUAUAGCAGUGGUUUCAACUCUCCCUCCUCAACACCGGUGAAAUCUGCUUUAGUGAAACAGCUCAUACCUCCUGGUACCUCAGGUCAUCUUAAAAGUUCAGCAGAUAGAAAUCCUCCGCUAAGUCCACAGUCCUCUCUGGACAGUGAAUUAAGUGCAUCAGAGAUGGAUGAAGACUCUAUUGGGUCUAAUUACAAGCUAAAUGAUGUUACAGAUGUGCAAAUUUUAGCACGAAUGCAGGAAGAAAGCCUCCGGCAAGAGUACGCAGCAACUGCUUCUCGGCGCAGUUCUGGUUCUUCUUGCAAUUCUACGCGGCGAGGCACAUUCAGCGAUCAGGAGCUCGAUGCGCAGAGUUUAGAAGAUGAAGAAGAUGGCACACAUCACACAGUCCACCCUGCUGUUAACAGGUUCUCACCAUCACCUCGCAGUUCUCCCUGGCCUUCACCAAAACAAUCUCCAAGGAAUUCACCUCGCUCCCGAUCACCCGCUCGAAGCAUAGAAUACAGUAGAGUGUCGCCCCAACCUAUGAUUAGCCGUUUACAGCAACCUCGUCUUUCGCUUCAAGGCCAUCCUACAGAUUUGCAGACUAGCAAUGUCAAAAGUGAAGAAAAACUAAGGCGCAGUCUUCCAAACCUGUCCAGGACAUCUAACAUCCAAGCUGAGUCUGUGAAAAACAGCAGAAGUGACUCAAACUUCCAAGUGCCAAAUGGAGGAAUACCUCGCAUUCAACCUCAAGCCUCAGCCAUACCUUCUUCAAGUAAAUUCCGCUCGCCUGCAGCACCAUCUCCGCUAGCUCUCCGACAACCAGUGAAAGCAUUUAGUAACCAUGGACCCGGUUCAGUUGCUUCCCCAGAAACCACACAGCUGCCACACAGUAGUUCUUCACCAGGGCCUCUUGCAGCCCAGAGUUCAGGCUUGCCAAGCCCUGCCAGCAGCAUUAAUAGUACUACUCUUACCAGACCGGCAGGGACAGCAGGGAUGAGGAGUAGUUUGCCCAGACCCAGUGCCCCUUCUGCAGGGGGCAUCCCAGUGCCUCGUAGCAAACUUGCACAGCCUGUUCGCAGAUCAUUACCCACUCCCAAAACCUAUGGCAACGUGAAAGACGAGAGCUGGAAGGAUGGCUGCUACUGACCUGCAAAGCAUAAUGCAAAGUUCCAGUGCUCAUGGAUGCUUCCUCACCGGGCUAAAAGACAGCUUGAUUAUACAAACUGUUCAGAUGUGACUUUUGGGAUUUGUAAAAAUUCCUGACCUCUCUGUCUCUAGUUAGCACAAACCGGCAGAGAUUAUAAAGCAGCACUUUAAUGACAUCUAACAUCAGAUGUUUGGUGGUCAAACAAUCACUUCUACAUUAAAUUGCUCUCAAUUCUGGGGUUUUUUUUCCUUGCUUGCUAAAAUUCUAUCAAUGUGAGCAUUUAUGACAGUGGCCAAUGUCUGGGCAAAAACCUAACGAAUGCCAAAGAAAUGCCCA